Lasiosphaeria miniovina is the source of this 540-nucleotide messenger RNA. RefSeq lists its product as uncharacterized. The transcript has a single exon. The coding region runs from base 1 to 540 and encodes 179 amino acids. Lineage: Eukaryota; Fungi; Ascomycota; Sordariomycetes; Sordariales; Lasiosphaeriaceae. The record is from RefSeq and is a predicted model, not a curated record.
AUGAAGCUUUCUCAUAUCCUCUCCCUCAUCCCUCUCUUCCUCAUGGGCACCCCGAGCGGCGCAACACGUCUCUCAUCCGGCCUUACGGACCGAGAAGCCAUCAUCGACACCGUCCUCGCCUUCGGGCAGUCCCUUGACGACAAGAAUGAGUCCCUCAUGCGCUCCGUCACCACCCAAGGCAUAAUCUUUGACGGUACCCUCUUCGCCGACAUUGGCCUCGGCGCGCCCGAGCCUCUCGUAGGUCAGGACGUCGUUGCGUCAUCUCUUCUCGGCGUCUUGACCAUGGCCACGUCGCAUCAUCUCGGCAACUUUCGUAUCCAGCCUCUUGACUUGAACCGUGCCAACCUCACUGUCUACGUCUUAGCCCAUCACCACAAACAGCUCGAGGACCCGAGGCAAAAUCCGCGCAACCUCUACGUGAUGGGUAACCGGUGGCAAGCGGCCGUGGUGAAGGAUAAGGGGAAUUGGAAAUUGGGAUGGCUGAAGAUCUUGCCGGUUUGGCAGUCGGGGAACAUUGCGGUGAUGGGUCUGGAGGAGUAG